Messenger RNA from Nymphaea colorata (pocket water lily), 833 nucleotides. Its product is annotated as non-specific lipid transfer protein GPI-anchored 14-like. The coding region runs from base 153 to 740 and encodes 195 amino acids. NCBI's taxonomy places the organism in Eukaryota, Viridiplantae, Streptophyta, Magnoliopsida, Nymphaeales, Nymphaeaceae. The record is from RefSeq and is a predicted model, not a curated record. The transcript has 2 exons.
CCCUCCUCCCCAUUCCUCAGGGCGAAGGAGAAAGGCACCUGCUAAAGAAGCUUGCGACCGGGGAAGAAGGAGGACAGUCUCCAACCCCGGCCUGCAGUUUCUUGCAGCGAAGGAAGGAAGGAGAAGAUCAGAAAAAGCUGCAGGCUUGAAUCAUGGCUUCUUCCUGGAUGGUGAGCGGGAUGGUGCUGCUAGUUGUGGCCGCCGGCUUGGUGGUCUCAUCAGCAGAGGAGCAGAACUUGGACGAUUGCAUAACCAUUACGUUCACCUCCGCCGUGGCCUGCCAGUAUGUCAACACGGAAGGCGCCGCCCCGGACGCCACCUGCUGUGAAGGUCUCAAGGAGAUGAAGGACAAGUUUGAUUUCUGCUUCUGCAGGUUCCUCCGAGACUCCGCCAACACUACCAAUGGCUGGUACACCCCAAACUACGCCAACAUGCUGCAGGCACCGGAGGUUUGUGGCGUCCCCAAUGGUAUCUCAGACUGCCCAGCCAUUUUGGGUCUGCCGGCGGAUUCUCCCGACGCCCUUGUAUUCAAGACGCAAAAGCCGGCAGCUUUCAUUAAAUCAGCUUCUCCAGCUUCUUCGCCUUCGCUGGACACAAAACCAACCUUCUCCUCCUCCUCAUUUCCAUUUGCCCUACCUCCAGAAGCUGCAUUUUCCAUGAGCGGAGGAGUCGUUGCGCACAUCUUCAGUCUCGGAACUGUGUUGAGCUCGAUGGCCGUUGCAGCAUGGAUCCUUGCAUGAACAAAUUAAACAUCCUGUAUCGGUUUACCGAAUAACUGUAUGAUCUAAACAUAAUGGGGAUCCAAUAAUAACAAUGGAAAUUUUCUUUCUUCA